GCUCUGCCUCCAGCUCUCGGCUCAGCUCCACUUUGCCAUGCAGGCCACACUGCUCGGCGUCCUGGGGCUGGCCCUGCUCAGCACACUGCACGCCCAGGACAGCAUUCCUGUCCAAGCUGACUUCCAGCAGGACAAGCUCACAGGGAGAUGGUACAGCAUUGGCCUGGCCUCCAACUCUAACUGGUUCAAGGAGAAGAAGCACCUGAUGAAGAUGUGCACCACCAUCAUCUCCACCACCGCAGAGGGGAACCUGGAAGUUACAUCUACUUACCCCAAGGGGGACCAGUGCGUGACGAGGAACAGUCUUUACACCAAGACAGAGCAGCCAGGGCGGUUCAGCUACACCAGCCCACGUGAGUGCCCAGCUUCUGUGCUGCCCUGGACACACUCACAGCCCUGCUGUGCCUGCUCCUGCCUUGGAGCUGAUUUUGAGCUCAAGGCUGAGUUGUGCCCCAUGUCCCCUACAGGCUGGGGCAGCAAGCACAACAUCCAUGUGGUGGAGACCAACUAUGAGGAAUACGCCUUGGUGGCCACCCGAAUCUUCAAGAGCACUGGUUCCUCCACCAUGGUGCUGCUCUACAGCAGGACAAAGGAGCUGAGUCCUGAGCACCUGGAGAUGUUCACCCAGUUCUCCAGGGAGCAGGGCCUGACGGAUGAUGAGAUCCUCAUCCUGCCCCAGACAGACAAAUGCAUGGCAGAUGCUGCUUAGGCAGACCCACCAGCUGCUACCAGUCCAAGCCCCAGCAGCACCGCAAGCUGGCGACCACCCUGUCCCAUCUGACCACCAGUGGCUCCCCAGCACUGCAGCAGUCUUCGCUUCCUGGCUUCACAACCUAUACCUGUAUCCCUGUCUCAAUUAAAGCCCAUAAAAAACCA
Messenger RNA from Poecile atricapillus (Black-capped chickadee), 876 nucleotides. RefSeq names its product prostaglandin D2 synthase (gene PTGDS). The record is from RefSeq and is a predicted model, not a curated record. Gene Ontology annotation, molecular function: small molecule binding. Bases 38 to 709 code for a protein of 223 amino acids. Lineage: Eukaryota; Metazoa; Chordata; Aves; Passeriformes; Paridae. The transcript is spliced from 6 exons.